AUGGUCACUAUCAACGAUUUGUCUUUUAAUCCAGACUACUCUUCUAUUUCUGUUUCGACUUCUGAUGGGUUCAAGAUUUUCAACUGUGAACCUUUUGGUGAGUUCUACUCGUCACAGGAGAGCCCUCUCCGCAAAUCGAUAUCCAACUCCUUAGAAGAUUCUGCGGGUUGCCAAAAUCCAACACAUUCAAAAACCGAUAGUCAAGAUACACCAGCCAGGUUCCCGACUGCAUUUUUGAAGAUGUUAUUUUCAACAUCCUUAACGAUAGUUGUUCCACAAACCCAAGAUAAUCUCGGCAAUCGAUUGUUAAAGAUUUAUAACCUUAAACAAAACUUGAAGAUUUGUGAAUUGAACUUUCCAUCUAGCAUUAUUGAUAUCAAACUAAAUAGAAAGAGGCUAUUAGUAGUAUUAGAUACUGGCCAACUAUACAUAUAUGAUUUAAGCUGUGUUCGAUUGUUAAAAAUAUUGCAGCUACUGUUCAAUGAACACGAUGGCGACCAGAAAUUUAUCGGUGAUCUUAGUGCCGAUGACAGUAGUUGGCUAAUAAUUCCAGUUCAAUCUACCAACAAUCAAACUGAUUUGCUCAAUGCCGAAACAGGCAGCCAACCGUCUACACCAAAGUUAACACCAAGUGACUCGGUAAUCAACACAGGAUCGUAUUCACAGUACCUUGAAUUUACAAGAAAUAGUUCACUAAGCAAUUUAAAGAAGAAAAAUAAGCUUAUAACAUUGGAGGAUAUCAAAAACGAUAGUGAAGGAUGGGUAGUUGUUUAUGAUACAAUUAAUUUAGCACCGGUGGUAAUAUUUGAAGCCCACCAUUCUACAAUUGCUAGAAUAUGCAUUUCGCACAGGGAUAAUAAAGUAGCAACUGCGUCAAUUAAAGGCACCAUUAUCCGGAUUUUUGAUUUGAAAGAAUUUGAAGGUAAGGUCAAGGUACAUAAGGUUAAGAAUUUGCGUAGGGGACAUAAUUUAGUGAAAGUGAACUCCCUAAGCUUCCACAACGACAAUCAUAUUUUGGGAUGUGGGUCAGAAUCCAAUACCAUCCAUUUGUUCAAGAUCCACGAAGAAGAGUCAGACAUUUGUACAAAUGAGAAUAGCGAGGACAGAACCAAUCACAACAGUGACUAUGAAGAUAGCGAUGGAGACACAAGCAAAUCUUCAGAGGAUCUCAAUGAGAAUUUGGCAAAUUUGUUGAUAUCAAAGCCUUUGGACCCCGUUCCAAUGGAAACAGAAGACAAACUUUCUAGUUCGUGGUUUGUCAAGACGAAAAAACUUAUCAACAAUCAAUACACUAGUUCCAUUAUAAAAAAGUUACCAUACAAAGACUAUUUUGAGAAUUUAAUUUGGGAACCCCCACAAAGGUCAUUUGCUUACAUCAAAUUGCCUGAAUAUGCUCCACACAAUGAAAAAGACCCCAGAUCCAAUAAAGUUGAAAUUGGGUUCAACAAUGACUUGGUUUUCAUUGCUUCAUAUCACACUGGCAACUUUUAUCAAUAUCAAAUUCCAAAGCAGAGAGGACCCGUGUCAUCAAUAAAUGAAGACGAUAAAAGAGAAGAGUGUCUGUUGAUAAGCCAGUUUAAUUUGAUCUGA
Messenger RNA from Candida albicans SC5314, 1590 nucleotides. RefSeq lists its product as uncharacterized. Gene Ontology annotation, cellular component: cytosol; extrinsic component of membrane; phagophore assembly site membrane. The transcript has a single exon. The coding region runs from base 1 to 1590 and encodes 529 amino acids. Gene Ontology annotation, biological process: protein lipidation; protein localization to phagophore assembly site; autophagy of mitochondrion. Lineage: Eukaryota; Fungi; Ascomycota; Pichiomycetes; Serinales; Debaryomycetaceae. Gene Ontology annotation, molecular function: phosphatidylinositol-3-phosphate binding; phosphatidylinositol-3,5-bisphosphate binding; protein binding. The record is from RefSeq and is a predicted model, not a curated record.